AUGAGUCAGCAAAUCCCUGACUUCAAUCUUACUCGGUUUUGGGAAAUAGAGGAAUUAUCUAAUCCUAAAGAUUUGUCCCCUGAAGAAAGGUUGUGUGAAAAUCAUUAUUUAUCUCACACUACAAGGGACUCAUCUGGCCGAUAUGUAGUUCGAUUGCCUUUUAAUAGCAAUCAAUCAAAGCUAGGUGAUUCUUAUACCUCAGCUUCUCGCCGUUUCCACUCGCUGGAGAAACGGCUUAUUCGAGACAAAACAAUGUCCGCUGAUUAUAUUGCAUUUUUGGAUGAAUACAUCGAUUUAAAGCAUAUGUCUAUCGCAGAUAGCGCAUGCGAUUCAGCGCAGGGAUUCUAUCUCCCGCAUCAUGCUGUUAUAAAGCAAGAUAGUAUUACCACGAAAACUCGAGUGGUUUUUGACGGUUCCGCCAAAACCUCAAGCGGAAUUUCCCUGAACGAUACCCUGAUGGUGGGUCCAAAACUACAAGAUGACUUAUUUAUUAUUCUUACUCGCUAUCGCUCAUAUAUUUUCGUCCUCACAGCCGAUAUCGAAAAAAUGUAUCGUCAAAUUUUAGUGCAUCCAGAGGACAGAAAGUACCAGAAAAUAUUAUUUCGCAGCGAUCCUUCUGAACCCGUGAAAACGUACACACUUAACACCGUCACAUACGGUACUGCAUGUGCCUCUCUUUUAGCGACUCGAUCAUUACAUCAGCUCGCCGAUGAUGAGGGUAAGUCACAUCCUCGUGCCUCCAUUAUACUUAAAAGAGAUUUUUACGUUGACGAUCUGCUUACUGGUGCAGAUACGCGUCAUGAGGCUGAGAUUAUUCGCGAUGAAUUAAAUAGCAUAAUAAAAAAGGGUGGCCUCAACUUGAGGAAAUGGGCUUCUAAUGACCCUACUUUUAUACUUGAUUGUGAUGCCCAUCCCAGCAUCACAAACAUGUCGCUUAAUCCAGAUACCACAAUCAAAACAUUGGGUACUCAUUGGAAUGCUAAGGAAGAUGCUAUAUUCUACAGUGUAAGUAAGAUCAAAGCUACAUCAGUCACUAAGCGCAGCAUCCUAUCGGAAAUAGCGCAAUUGUUUGAACCCCUCGGUCUAUUGGGUCCGGUUAUCCUGCAUGCUAAAAUAAUAAUGCAAUCAUUGUGGAAAGCCGGUGUCAAUUGGGACGAAUCCGUCCCCCAUGAAAUUCAUACCGCUUGGACAUCUUAUCGAGAGCAACUUCCCCUAAUCGAAGCUUUGCGGUUCAACCGAUGCAUUACCAUAGCCGGCUCCACUGAUGUACAGUUACACGGCUUCAGUGACGCUAGCGAGAAGGCAUAUGGUACUUGUCUAUAUUUGCGCUCUACUGACAAAAAUGGCGCGGUUCACGUUCGACUGAUAUGCUCCAAAUCUCGAGUUGCUCCUGUUAGUUCAAUCUCGUUGCCUCGCCUGGAGCUUUGCGGCGCUCUUCUUCUUGCACGGCUCUUAAGGGUAGUCAAGCAAGCCUUAUUAAUUAAUAUAAACGAGUGUUAUUUGUGGUCAGACUCGACUAUAACACUACAUUGGCUUAAUACUGCCCCACAUCGUUUAAAAACUUUUGUCGCUAAUCGCGUUGCCGAGGCGCAGCGAUUAACUCCAUCUUGUCAUUGGAGGCAUGUGGCUUCCCUAGAUAACCCUGCAGAUCUUGUAUCUCGAGGCCAAACCCCUUCCGAGUUUGUCCUAGGGUCCUUAUGGUCAAUGGGACCGUCCUGGUUGAUUGGUGAUCAAGAGUCAUGGCCCAAAACUAAUUUAUCGGCCAUUGACACUCCAGAAUUAAAACCAAUCAAGCUUGUAGGUCUGACUUGCUUUAAAUUAGAAUUACGGGGGCACUCACUGAUUGAGCGUUACGAGUCUAUCGAUAAAACGGUUCGGAUCAUUGCAUAUGUUUUACGGUUCUUUAAUAAUUUAAAACGCGAAAAAUCUUUACGAAUAUUUAAUCAGCUAGAGUCAUCUGAAAUGUCAGCAGCGCUGGAGGCAAUAAUUAAAAUGGUUCAAUCAUCAGCCUUUUCAAAAGAAAUUAAUCAUUUAAAAAACGGGAGUCUUAUUUCAGAUAAUAGUCGUUUAAUACCCCUAAAUCCUUUUCUUGAUUCUACGGGGAUUCUUCGAGUCGGUGGCCGACUUGCUCAUUCGGAAUUACCGGAGGGUCAACGCCAUCCCAUAUUACUACCCUCAAAUCAUCACAUCACGCGAGUUAUCAUAAGAGCCGAGCAUGUAAAGUUACUCCAUGCCGGCGCUCAAAGUACGUUAUACUCCGUUCGACAAACUUAUUGGCCGUUAGAUGGCCGCAAUGUCACGCGAAAAAUUAUACAUCAGUGCGUAACUUGCUUUCGGGUCAAGCCUCGCGUAGCUGAUCACCCGAUGGGCGAAUUACCUUCAUAUCGCGUAUCUACAGCGCGUCCUUUCCUUCGCGUAGGCGUCGAUUAUUGCGGGCCGUUAUACAUCAAAGAAAAACGUCAUCGCAAUCGACAAAGACUAAAGGUUUACGUGGUGGUAUUCGUCUGUAUGGUUACAAAGGCGGUGCACCUCGAAAUCGCGAGUGAUCUCACAAGUGAGACCUUUAUCGCGGCUCUAAAACGCCUGUUCUCUAGACGUGGAAAGUCUACCGACAUUUUUUCGGAUAACGGUACUAACUUUGUAGGUGCCAAUCGUGAGCUGGAGGAAGCUUAUAAUCUCGUGCAAUCCACAGAAUAUAAAAACUCCAUACAGAAAUAUGCUCAAAAGAAAAAAAUAAAGUGGCAUUUUAUCCCUCCCAGAGCCCCUCAUUUUGGAGGACUUUGGGAGGCUGCCGUUAAAUCCUUUAAGCACCAUUUAGCACGCACCGUGGGUGACACAUUACUCAUAUAUGAUCAACUUGAAACAUGUAUGAUAGAAACCGAGGCAAUUUUGAAUUCUCGCCCUAUAUCUCCCAUGUCCUCGGAUCCCAACGAUCCUCUUCCUUUAACUCCCGGUCAUUUUCUUAUCGGUGGUCCUCUGACGAGCUUCCCAGAAGAAGAUUGGACUGACACAAAUUCGAAUCGUCUGUCCGCAUGGCAACAUGCGCAACAAAUCAAGCAGCACUUCUGGAAACGGUGGUAUAAGGAAUACCUCCAUCAGCUCAUUAAUCGCCCAGGACAGUCAAAGGGGCACAAUAACCUGCAGGCUGGCACCCUAGUGCUAAUUGCCGAAGACAAUCUACCUCCUCUGCAGUGGCUUCUCGGGCGCAUUAGCGCGAAGUCAUUGAAAGUGAUUGGUCAAAAAUCGCCAUGUUCACUGGUAUUACGAUAUACUUACACGAUGUAG
This is a messenger RNA of Microplitis mediator, 3285 nucleotides long. RefSeq lists its product as uncharacterized. NCBI's taxonomy places the organism in Eukaryota, Metazoa, Arthropoda, Insecta, Hymenoptera, Braconidae. Gene Ontology annotation, molecular function: nucleic acid binding. Gene Ontology annotation, biological process: DNA integration. The coding region runs from base 1 to 3285 and encodes 1094 amino acids. The record is from RefSeq and is a predicted model, not a curated record. The transcript is spliced from 2 exons.